Rhopilema esculentum is the source of this 4404-nucleotide messenger RNA. RefSeq lists its product as uncharacterized. Gene Ontology annotation, biological process: Notch signaling pathway. Gene Ontology annotation, molecular function: calcium ion binding; Notch binding. Lineage: Eukaryota; Metazoa; Cnidaria; Scyphozoa; Rhizostomeae; Rhizostomatidae. The record is from RefSeq and is a predicted model, not a curated record.
AAAGAUAGACCACAUAUUCAUUGUGCAUAAAUCAAUACCUGCUGCUAUUUUGUAAGAAGAAAAUAGCCACUUAAUUGCUUUUUCUCAAGUGAAGCACCGUAUAGAAAGGAUGGUGUCAUCGAAGCUGGGCGGAAAAUUUCGUAGCUGCUGACAUUUUAAAGAAAAUGAGCUUGUUUGCUGUUAUACAACUUUGCUUCGCAAUCACAAUUGCCGUUUAUACAAAUGCGACAAUAUUGCGCCUUCCUUGUGACAUAUUUGCUGAGUUUCGCAUCUUCAGUAUUGGGAAACGACUAACAGGUCACGUGUUAAGAACAGACAAAGGAUUGGAAGAUGGGCAGUGCAUGAUGAAAUGUGUAGAGCACCGAAAAUGUCGCUCUUACAACUGGAAUGUUGAGGAAAAGCUUUGUGAACUGAACAGUAAAGCACACGCUGACAAUGGCACAGUGCUUGCUGACGAAACAGAUUGGAUCUAUAAGUCAACUGACUAUGAUAAUCUGCUGGUUGGUGCAACAUGCAAGAAACUGAACCCCUGCGAAGCUGGAGUUCUUUGCAAAGAUAAAUGCGAGCCCCCUUUCUACGAAUGCAUUAUGAAUUGCAGCGAGGAUGAAUCUGGAUCACAUUGCAAAGCCAGACCAAACGAUGGGAAUAACUGCAACACUAAUCCGUGUGCGAACUCAGGAACAUGCAUUGUCGUGUCCCAAAGUUACAAAUGCCAAUGUACUAAUGGCUAUACGGGAAAGCACUGCGAAACUGAUAUCAACGAGUGUUACAGCUUGCCUUGCUUUCAUGGUGGGCAAUGUGAAGAUAAUGUAGGAGGAUUUUCUUGUCACUGCUUGCCUGGCUAUACCGGAGUCAACUGCGAGACAAAUGUCAAUGAAUGCAGUAGUUCCCCUUGUCAAAAUGGAGGCCACUGUCAGGAUGAAGUGAAUGCAUACAUCUGUACAUGCGCAGCAGGCUAUCAAGGAGAAAAUUGUCAAACAGAUUACAAUGAAUGCAGCAGCAGUCCCUGUCAGAGUGGGGGUACUUGCAAUGAUCAUAUCAACAGUUACAGCUGUACGUGUGCAGCGGGUUAUCAAGGCAUAAACUGCGAGACAAAUAUUAACGAGUGCAGUAGCAGUCCUUGUCAGUACGGAGGAACAUGCACAGAUCAAGUCAAUCAAUACACUUGCAAUUGUGCUCCUGGCUAUACUGGAACCCAUUGUGAAAUAGAUGUCAAUGAAUGCAGUAGUUCCCCUUGUCAAAAUGGAGGCCACUGUCAGGAUGAAGUGAAUGCGUACAUCUGUACAUGCGCAGCAGGCUAUCAAGGAGAAAAUUGUCAAACAGAUUACAAUGAAUGCAGCAGCAGUCCCUGUCAGAGUGGGGGUACUUGCAAUGAUCAUAUCAACAGUUACAGCUGUACGUGUGCAGCGGGUUAUCAAGGCAUAAACUGCGAGACAAAUAUUAACGAGUGCAGCAGCAGUCCUUGUCAGCACGGAGGAACAUGCACAGAUCAAGUCAAUCAAUACACUUGCAAUUGUGCUCCUGGCUAUACUGGAACCCAUUGUGAAAUAGAAAUAAUGGAGUGUUCAAGCAAUCCCUGCUCUGCUCCACGACAGUGCAUUGACGAAAUAGGCAGACACGCGUGUGUGCGAAAUGUAGCCUACGGAAAGCAAUCGAAGCAGUCUUCCGAUAUGCAUUCAUAUACCUCUGCUGAUAAGGCUGUAGAUGGAAAUAGGAACUCUAACCUUGAUAGUAGAUUUUGUGCAUCGACAACCGAUUCAGAUCAACCUUGGUGGGAGGUUGAUCUUGGGCAGUCAUUUCUAAUUGCUGGAAUUCAGAUCACUAACCGAGAUACACAUUUGGAAAGGCUAAGGGACUUUGACGUGUUCGUAGACUCAAAUUUGUGUUUCCAUUUUGCAAAUUCAUUUGGAAGUGGAACAUCUUACUUCCCUUGUAAAUCCUUUGUCAAAGGACAAAAGGUGAAGGUCAAAUUGAAGGGACAUAAUGUUUUAACACUUUGCGAGGUCGAUGUAAUUGCCUCUAAAGAAGGUAUUGCUGUGAAUAAAACAGCAACUCAGUCAUCUCUGUUUGGACAUGGAGCGGCCUGGAAGGCAGUUGAUGGUUCCUACGGAGAAAGCUAUGAUAAAGAACAAUGCACCCAUACCGAUGAAGGGUUGAGUUGGUGGCAAGUAGACCUGGCUAAACAACAUAUUAUUGCGGCAGUGCAGAUUACAAACAGGGAUGUAUUGUCAGAAAGGCUGAGCAAUUUCACUGUGAUGGUGGACAGUCAGAUAUGCCACAAUUUCACAUCUACUGCUGGAACGGGAAAAACAUAUUUACCAUGUAGCAGGCCAUUGCAGGGACAAACAGUGAAAAUUCAAAGACUUUGCUUCGCAAUCACAAUUGCCGUUUAUACACAUGCGACAAUAUCGCGCCUUCCUUGUGACAUAUUUGCUGAGUUUCGCAUCUUCAGUAUUGGGAAACGACUAACAGGUCACGUGUUAAGAACAGACAAAGGAUUGGAAGAUGGGCAGUGCAUGAUGAAAUGUGUAGAGCACCGAAAAUGUCGCUCUUACAAUUUGAAUGUUGAGGAAAAGCUUGCUACUGCAGUUGUUGGUGCAACAUGCAAGAAACUGAACCCUUGCAAAGCUGGAGUUCUUUGCAAAGAUAAAUGCGAGCCCCCUUUCUACGAAUGCAUUAUGAAUUGCAGCGAGAAUGAAUCUGGAUCACAUUGCAAAGCCAGACCAAACGCUGACAACCAAUGCAGCAGUCAUCCAUGCACAAAUGGGGGUGGCUGUAUCGAUGUCAUAACUGGGUACAAAUGUAACUGCAUUGAAGGUUAUACUGGAAAAAACUGCGAACAUGAUAUCGACGAGUGCACCAGUUUGCCUUGUUUCCAUGGUGGCAAAUGCAUUAAUCAAGUUAACAAUUUUUCAUGCAACUGUCUUCCAGGAUAUUUAGGCAGACACUGCGAGACCGAUUUUGACGAGUGUGAGAGCAAUCCUUGCCAAAACGAAGCUAUUUGCAACGAUGGAGCGAAUGGAUAUACAUGCACGUGUGUGAAUGGAUAUACAGGACGAAACUGUGAGACAGAAAUCUUGGAAUGUGAGAGCAACCCUUGUCCAAAUGGAUCUUUCUGCGUGGAUGGUUUCAACCGAUUUUCCUGCAUGACGAGCAUUGUAAGAGGCAAGACUACAUCACAGUCAAGCACUUCUUUUGCCAGCAAGGCUUCGCCUAAUGGCGUAGAUGGAGUUGUAAAUACAUGCAUUGAAACAAACGUUGAAGCUAAGUCGUGGUGGAAAGUGGACCUUGGUGGCGAUUAUUACAUCGCUGGUGUUCAAAUAAGACAAAAAUCUGACUGCUGUUGGUUGAGCAAUUUCAAAGUGAAAGUUGAGAGUGAUGUGUGCUCUGAAUUUACUGGUACAUCUUACAAUGAAACGAUAUAUAUUCCUUGCGACUCAAGCUUGCGUGGCAAAAACAUUAAAAUUGAGGCCCUAGAGGCUGCAUCUCUGACAAUAUGUGAACUGGAUAUCAUCAAUGUGAGAAAAGACAUUGCCAAAGAUAAAUUUGCCAAUCAGUCAUCGCUUUUCGGCCAUGGGUAUGCCUCAUUAGCCGUUGAUGGAAAAUACGGUCAAAGUUACUCGAAGAAUGAAUGUUCUCACACAGAAAAUGCUGCUAAAGAUUGGUUGCAAGUUGAUCUUGGGACAGUACACAUUGUUGCUGCAGUUUAUAUCCUCAACAGAGAUGACUGUUGCAGCGAACGACUGAAAGAAUUCUAUGUAUUUGUUGAUGACAAAGUCUGCACCUUCUAUCAGGGAAUUGCUGGGUCUAAAAUCUACUUACCAUGCAAAAGACUUAGAGCUGGACAAGUUGUCAAAAUCCAGUUAUCGAGAAAUGACCAGUUGUCCCUUUGCGAAGUCGAAGUUCAUGGGAAAAGACUCUGAGCCCUGAGCUUCAUGCAACUAUAAAGGCUGUUAAAGAUGGCGAAGUAUAUGGAACAUAAAAAGACUAAUUCAUCAUUGAUUCUUACGUGCAAAUUUUUUUCAAACAAAUAAAUUUGCCUUAAAAUUUAGUUGACCGCAAUGACUUUAAAAUGCUAGUAAAUGUGAUUGUUUUUCACUUAAAAGAUCAGCACUGUCGUACACUAACUGCGCAUUUUAAAAUUUUAAAAUAUUGCUGACUAUCUUUGACUAUGAGAGCAAACUUUUGAAUUUUAGUUUUGGUUACAAUGGAAAUGUUGCAAAAUUUUUGAGCAAUUUUAUCAUUUCGUAACUGUAAGUUAAUUUUAAAUCAGAUUUUAGAUUAUUUGCAUCAUCUUUCUUAUCACUUACAUGAAGGCUAUUUCUGUACUCUGCACCUAAGGACAAAGCUUUUUCAAAAGCUGCACCUUUGCUAAAAACUUCAAUCGCAAGAAAUUUGAGCUGC